GAUGUAAGUACUUAAGAAUAGUAAGUCUAGAGAAGAUCGAAUAAUUUUACUUGCGCCACCUACUUCCGUAAACUUUACUGUAGACAGCAUGGAAAAUAGAAAAGAGAAGAUAUGGGGCAAAAAGAAUGUGGAAAAAGACUUGCUCGAGGUCCCAGAAGGCUGGAAAGAUCCUGGGAUAACCAAAGAGGAUAACCCACAUAGUGUUCUGGCUGAAACCUCCUUUGCAACUUUAUUCCCAAAAUACAGAGAAAAAUAUCUUCGAGAAUGCUGGCCACUUGUAAAAAAGGCACUUGGUGAUUAUCACAUUAAAGCAGAGCUGGACGUGGUAGAGGGCAGUAUGACUGUAGCCACCACCAGAAAAACGUGGGACCCUUACAUCAUUGUCAAGGCUCGCGACUUGAUCAAGCUUCUAGCUAGGAGCGUACCAUAUGAACAGGCCAUCAGAAUCACUGAAGAUGAUAUUGCCUGCGACAUCAUCAAAAUUGGGUCCCUGGUGAGAAACAAAGAAAGAUUUGUCAAACGGCGACAUCGACUUAUAGGUCCUGAUGGUUCCACACUUAAGGCAAUAGAACUACUGACUGGGUGUUAUGUAAUGGUACAAGGUAACACAGUCUCGGCCCUUGGCCCCUACAAAGGACUUAGAGAUGUAAGAAAAAUUGUUGAAGACACUAUGAAAAAUAUCCAUCCGAUCUACAACAUCAAGACACUUAUGAUUAAAAAAGAAUUGGCGAAAGAUCCAAAGCUAAAAGGUGAAAGCUGGGACAGAUUUUUACCUAAGUUUAAAUCCAAAACCAUCAGCAAAAGGAAACAGCCAAAAAAGAAGAGAAUCAAGAAAGAUUACACCCCAUUCCCUCCUCCACAAGUCGAGAGCAAGAUUGACAAGGAGCUGGCUAGCGGAGAGUACUUCCUCCAGGCAAGUCAGAAAAAAGACAAGGCACAGCAGGAGAAGAAAGAAAAGCAAAAGGAGAAUGAAUCGAAGCAGAAGGAAAGACGUGCACAGGCUUUUAUCCCUCCUACAGAGAGCACUCAACCUGCCAAGAAACAGAAAACCUCAGGUUCAGAAGUUGACAUUACAUCUCUAAAGAAGAAAAUAAAGAAAGCUCAAAAGAAGAAAGUGUGAAACAACAUCAGAUCAUUGCAGUAGGAACUGUUUGAUUAGGAAGGAACAGCUUGACAACUUGACAACAUCCAGGACCACUUUCGUAUGAAGGAGGCCCAGUUCUGGUUUAAUGGAAAGCCUAGCCUACAUUAACAUUAAAUGUCCGUGAGGUUUUACUCCUUGUGUUAAUGAUUGCAUUAAAAACUAGACGAAGUGGUUGUUCCAUCCAAACUGUGCUGAACAUUUAAAGCAUUAGGAUGUUCAUAGCUCUGUGAAGAUUGUCUUCUGUCUCCUUCUUAGAAGACUUGGUGAAUAUACUUUAUAGUGGAAAAAACAUUAGAUCUGUGAAAUAUUUUGCCUUCACAGAAAAAAUCUGUAGCCACCCUGUGGAAAUUAUGCCCUUCACUGCAGAGAGCCUAGAUGUAAUCUGUGUAUAAAUUUCCAUGGUCAUAAUGAACUAGCCUCAUUACGAAAGGCAACAAUAAACGAUGAUGAACUUUUUUUCGGAAUUCAGCUUUUAUAUUGAUUGUAUGUGUUUGACAAGUACAGACUGACACAUUUCUUAUCUUAUCAAGAAGGCAUUGGAAAUUCUUAAAAUAGAACAAUCGGUCCCAAGGACUUAUUCAUUUCUCUAACACUGACAGAAAUUCAGAAUUAGAAAUCAUUUUGAACAUAAAACGGGACCCCUGAGGUUCAUUAUUGGCAUGUUUUAUAUUUUGCGGUAAAUGUGAGAAGUCACAUAUUUGUUUUAUGUUUGGAAAUCUUUCGUUUACAUGUACACCAUAAGCAUAUAUGUAGGUUUCCCUAUGAGUAUUAAAAGUUUUAUGUUUGUUUACCAGAGCAUAAGUUGUGUCCCUGUUAGCGGAAAUUGUAUGUUUCCCUGCGAGCAUAAGUUGUAUGUUUCCCUGUGAGCAUUAGUUGUAUGUUUGUUUUCCUGUGAGCAUUAGUUGUAUGUUUCCCUGUGAGCAUUAGUUGUAUGUUUGUUUUCCUGUGAGCAUUAGUUGUAUGUUUCCCUGUGAGCAUUAGUUGUAUGUUUGUUUUCCUGUGAGCAUUAGUUGUAUGUUUGUUUUCCUGUGAGCAUUAAGUUGUAUGUUUUCCUGUUAGCAUUAAGUUGUAUGUUUUCCUGUGAGCAUGAAGAUGUAUGUCUGUUUCCCAGUGAGCAUUAAGUUGUACGUAUCUUUCCCUGUGAGCAGAAGUUGUAUGUUUCACAGUGAGCAUUAAGUUGUAUGUUUGUUUCCCAGUGAGCAUAAGUUGUAUGUUUACCAGUGAGCAUUAAGUUGUACGUAUGUUUCCCAGUGAGCAUAAGUUGUAUGUUUUCCUGUGAGCAUGAAGAUGUAUGUUUGUUUCCAAGUGAGCAUUAAGUUGUACGUAUGUUUCCCAGUGAGCAUAAGUUUUAUGUUUCCCAGUGAGCAUUAAGUUGUACGUAUGUUUGCCUGUGAGCAGAAGUUUAUGUUUGUUGCACUGUGAACACAAGUUCUUUGUUUCCCAGUGAGCAUAAAUUGUAUGUGGGGUCACGGCAUUCUGGCAUUCAAGUAUGAGUUCCUUGUACAGCCCACAACUUUGCUGUCUGAUACUAGAGAAUAGAUGUCUUACAACUUGUGAAUUUCUUUUUUCAGACCACAAAAAUCAUUUGAGUUCAUUUUCCAGAUGGAAUUGCAUUUUUGCUAAUCAUAUGUCAUAUUAAUAAAAUAAAUUAUUAAAUU
This is a messenger RNA of Mizuhopecten yessoensis (Yesso scallop), 2802 nucleotides long. RefSeq names its product KRR1 small subunit processome component homolog. Gene Ontology annotation, molecular function: RNA binding. Bases 89 to 1120 code for a protein of 343 amino acids. The transcript is spliced from 11 exons. NCBI's taxonomy places the organism in Eukaryota, Metazoa, Mollusca, Bivalvia, Pectinida, Pectinidae. The record is from RefSeq and is a predicted model, not a curated record. Gene Ontology annotation, cellular component: nucleolus; small-subunit processome.